This is a messenger RNA of Mauremys mutica (yellowpond turtle), 549 nucleotides long. RefSeq names its product zinc finger protein 251-like. The record is from RefSeq and is a predicted model, not a curated record. Gene Ontology annotation, biological process: regulation of DNA-templated transcription. The coding region runs from base 22 to 519 and encodes 165 amino acids. NCBI's taxonomy places the organism in Eukaryota, Metazoa, Chordata, Testudines, Geoemydidae. The transcript is spliced from 3 exons.
AGAGCCCUCUACAGAGACAUCAUGCAGGAGAACUAUGAGAAUGUGGCCUCGCUGGGGUUUCCAGUUUCCAGACCUGAUGUGAUCUCCCAGCUGGAACUAGGGAAAGAGCUGUGGGUCCCAGAUCUUCAGGGCUCAGAGGAAAAAGAGCUCCUAAGAGAUGCCUACACAGCAGGUGAUGGGAUGGUGAUGGAGGAGCAGAAUCCUCAGCAGGAAGAUGCUGAGCAAGUGGAACUAUCUGGGGCGUUAGUGCAAAGAUCCAAAGGGGAUGUGCCCAGGAGUUCUGAGCAGGGAAAAGCCCGUGAGAGUCAGCACAGGCCAGAGAGGCAGCAGGGCAACCAACCAGGGCAAAAGGUGGGUAAAUCCAUUAAUUGUCAGGAAACUCAUGAGGCCCUCAAGGAAACCACAGCCCAGCAGAGAAUCCCCACAGGAGAGAGAAACAACACAUGCACGGAGUGUGGGAAAACCUUCAGUAGCCGUUCAAGCCUUAUUACACAUCAACGGAUCCACACAGGAGAGUGACCCUAUAACUGCUGUGAGUGUGGGAAAAAC